AAGAUUCCAUGGUUUUGGAAUGAAUCUCCAGCAUACUGGCAUCAUUUGUCUACGACAUGGUCAGGCGAUACUGGCCACUGGAAGAUAUAUCUCGAUGGUUCCUUGGUCUCCAUUAUGCAUGAUGUAGCUUCAAGUAAAACCUUUCAUGCAGAAGGAAGACUUUCCUUACAUGGUGGUAUGGCGCACAAUAGCCAUCAAAGUAGACUUAAUGUUUGGAGCUAUAAAAUUGAUGGCCAUGCUUUAUCAUUAAUGGCAAACAAAGGACCAUUGUUUGAAAACGGUAAUGUCUUCGCGUGGUAUGGAAUAAAAUCCAAGGUUACGGCAAGCACAGUCUUCCAAGAAACCUCGAGUGAUCUACACAACUCUCGGUCGAUGUCUGUAUACCAGAUGGAUUUUCCCUCCGCUUCGGACAAGAACUACGUAUUAAUAAAAGACGCUGUCCAUGAAGCAAUCAGGUUCUUUUCCCUUUGUUUUUGGGCAAAAUUUUUGCGCACAUAUGCUGGCGUAUUUGUCUACUCAAGCCCAAGUAUGAUGAGAAAUUGGGUCUUUUUAUACAAUGACUUUGUAUUGGACCUCUCUAUCAAGCAUUCGGGGAAAAACGGGUCUGUGAUUUCCAACCACACAUCGUGGCAUUUUUAUUGCCUGCAGUGGAGAAACAGUGAUGGUUUAGUCCAGACUUAUCAAGACGGAAAAAACCUGGGAACGAAUCACAAAGCGUCAGGUUCUACAAUACCCUCCAAAGGCAUCGUGGUUCUUGGCCAGGAAUUGGAUGGUUAUGGCAGCCGUUUUGAUAGCAACCAGGCAUUUCAAGGAAGCCUCGCAGGGUUAAAUCUCUGGAGCCAAUUUUUGACAGCAAAUAUUAUACAAGGAAUGGCAUUCGGGGUCCUGAAUGUUAACGGAAAUCUUCUCCAAUGGAGAAAUUUCAGAAAUCAUACAUUUGGUAUCGUAACUGUACGACAUGGAUCCGAAGCAGAGAUUCCAGAAUAUCGAGUACAGAGUCUUCGAGAUAAGUGGUGUGCGAAAAACAUCACUGAAGUUUUCACUUAUGCAAGAUUUGUUCUCGGUCUGGACACAGAUGGCUACAAGUGGCGGUGUGUUGCACCUGCGGCCAUGUUGGAUGAAAAUAUGUGUUACAAUAUCACUAAGAAGUCAUCUUUGUAUUAUCCCAUGGACACGAACGAAGACAUUUUCGGAAAUAAUUGA
Molecule: messenger RNA, 1203 nt
Organism: Dendronephthya gigantea
Lineage: Eukaryota; Metazoa; Cnidaria; Anthozoa; Malacalcyonacea; Nephtheidae
Product: serum amyloid P-component-like
Exons: 5
Coding region: 115-1203 (362 amino acids)
Source: RefSeq, a predicted model, not a curated record